Molecule: messenger RNA, 251 nt
Organism: Paramecium octaurelia
Lineage: Eukaryota; Ciliophora; Oligohymenophorea; Peniculida; Parameciidae
Source: the annotation of a GenBank genome assembly
AUGAGGAAAAUCACAUAAUUUGAUUAAUUUUAAUAGAAUCAAUAAAUAAUCAUUAGUUUAUAGAGAUCAAUUUAAAACAGAAUCCUAUUAUUUGGUAUUAAUUAUAAUUUUUUUUAGAAUUAUCACUGCGCAGCCGACUUAUGAAGGCAUAAAAAAAUAAGAUCUUAACGAAUCUCUUCCUUAUAAUGUCUUAUGAUACACAGAGGGUUUCAUAUUCUUUGGAUUUUUUUGAUAAAAUGUUCAUUAGAUGA